UAAAAAAAUCAAAUUAUAUAUUUACAUACAUAUCUUUGAUUUUUGUCUACGGCGCGUUUUUUGCUUUUUUCAACACGGAAAAAGCACCAAAUAUUGUUUGAGGGAUUAUGAAUUAUUGGUAAUAGUUAUAAAUAAUUUUCGAUAGCCGCCAUAGUGAUUCGAGUCGCGGAUCGAGCUGGACGAAAAACGCCUGUGUGUGUGUGCUUAGGACUGUAUUUAAAUAUGAAUUUUCAUUCUUCUGAGACAAAGACAGCCAAUAUUUACGCUUUGUGCCAACACUGCCGUGUAAUUAAACAAUCGAUCGUUUGAUCUUCGAGCAACGAUAAUGAUGAAGCGACUUUGUAACAGCUUAGCUGAAUUUGCAUUCCUGAAAGCAUUAAUUAAUUACACAACCGGAGUUUUUUAAAGGGAAUAUAUGAAAUAAUCAAGAGUUUACAACUUGUAGUUUCAGACAGAAAAUUUUGAAGGUUGAACUUUAUUAUUAAACGAGUUAUUCAAUCAUUUUUACAACUCCGAUAUUGACGAGUAAAAUGCUGAAUUGUAUUACAAACAAAACAAUUUCCCGAUUACGUCGAGCGCAUCGCGAAUUUCAUUGCAGAAGAAAGAAAUCAACGUAAUUCAUCGGAUAAUUGUUUUAAUCCUAAAACGAUAAUGAUAUUGCAAAGCUGUUUAUAGUACUUAAGAAUUUCUGGUUAUUGUUAUACCGACAUUGUGCCACUGCCUCGAUUUUCUUCCACGAAAAAUAUUUUCAUGCCCGAUCGGAAUCAUUAUCGAGCUAUACAUUACAGAAGCAACUGAUAAGCAACUGAUUUAAUUCUUGCAAACGCUGGAGUCAUUUAAAUGUGGAAGGAAGCUCGUUUCUUGUAGAAUCUUAAUCGAAUUGGUAAUUGAUCGUGAGAGAUUGUUAAAAAAUUAAGAAUUCGCUAAUUAGCAAUCGAACGAUUACUUAAUUAACGCAUUGCGAAUUAUUAGGAAAUUGAAAUUCAAAUUUCACUAGAUUGGAGCUUAGGAACAAUAAUUAUUCAGUUAAUUGCGAAGCGAAUCUUACAAAUGAAUCUUGCGGAAAGAGCGCGAAGAGAGUCCUGCGAAAAUCGGCUGCGACAUUCUUUUUAUUUAACCGAUUAGUAAUUUGAUAAUUGAAUAUGGGUGAUUAUUCCCGUCGAUACGUCGAUUAUAAAUCGGUGUGAGAAAAGAACGUGUGCAUGAAAGAAAGAGAGAAAGAGUGAAAUGCAAGAGAGGAAAAGAAUGCGAGUGAGAGAAAGGGUGUGUGUGUGUGCGCGCGCGCGCGCGCGCGUGUGAGAGAGAGAGAGAGAGAGAGAGAGAGAGAGAGAGAAAUUGUAAGAAAGAAAGUGGGAGGAUAAGAUGUUUUAAGUAACUGUGAUUUUUUUGCAAAUGUUUUAUAUAUAUAUUAUAUAUAUAUGUAUGUUAUAUACACAAAUAUGAAUUAAUUUCUACACAUAAUAUAAAUGAUGUUUCGAUGUCGCUGUGUUUAUACGGAUUAGGCUAACAUAUCGUUAAUGAAAAUGAUGAUAAUGAUUAUUACGAUUAUUAUCAUUAUGAUUAUUAUGGAUGACAAUUAUGAUUAUUAUUAUCAUUAUUAUUCCUCAUUAUUGUUACGGAGCUCGAAUGUUGCUGAUUGCUUGCUGUAAGUAUACGAGGAUGGAUUGUAUCGUCGAUUAUUAGCGCAUUUUUACGCCUCAUUAAACAAAUUGAUACGGAAGCGACGUUCAUUCGUCACGACGGAAAUUCUUGUGCAUUUCUUACUUUCUUAGGAUUUGUUUAUUAGGAAAAAAAAAGCUUUUGUUAUUCGUACUUAUGGCGCCGUUUCAAUUUGCGCCGGAUGCUUUUGUUAUUUAAUUUUUUCCUUCGUAGCGUUUUUUUGUGUUAAAUAAAUAUUUAUACGCGACAAAGAAGGUAUUCGUAUGCCGUUGCUUCGCCAUGAAUCGCUCUUUUCUCGAGACACACUUUUCAAUAUAAAUUAAGCAACGAUACAGAAUUUUUUUGUUAUCAUUGAGACGAUAUCGAUGAUGUCAUUAAAAUUUAUUUAUUUACUGAUAAUCAAGUGCAAUAAGAAAUGACAUUGAUGGCGAGUCAAUAGCUGUGCGAACGCUAUUUUUGCGCACUGUAAUUAGCGCGUUAAUUUAGGGAUCGCAAUUGAACAUUAAUUUACGAAAUAUUAAUGUUGCGACUUGGCGAAAUUUCCAGGUAAGCAUAUGGUUUGAAUAAAUCGGCAUAUCUACCUCACUCUCGUCGUUUUUAAUAUCAUGUCAUAUCACUCGCCUGGAACAGCCCCUUUAAGUCCAAUUUAAUUAGCGUCCAGCCUCAGAGUACGUAAAUCCUGACAAAUCCUUUCAGGAGGCCGUAUCGAUCUCGUGAUGCAAUUUACAACAAUUAAUCCAAAUAAUUAAAUUAAUCGUUUAACUGAUAAGCAGAUAAUAUUUGUUGCAAAAAGAGGAUGUAAGAUGAAAGAUGUCGUAUUUCAUCGUGCAAAAUACGCUGGAUUUCCGAGACACCCCAUAUAUCCACUCAAAUUGACGAGUUCGGAGUUGAAGGGUUGCUCCUCCUCUCAUCCCUCACACGGCGAAUGCGCGCGCGCAUAUCAGUGAUAAGCCGGCUUCCUUUGAUUUUCCGGUGUAGAAACCGGCGUGCCGGUCGGUACCCUCUCUCGUGCGCGCCGCGCCCUGCCGCUGUUGGCGUCGCGACGCAUCGCGACGGCGACGCGACGUACCCGUUCCGCGUAAACGCGGAAACGAAGAUGCACCGCCGGCAGGUGCGCGAGUCCUCAGUUUUUGCAGAUCAAGGAGUCCAGCUGGUGCCAACAAUGAGCGUUGGGAAAGCGAGUAGAGGCGUUUUUGAUGAAUUUUGACGAGUUCGAGCUUCGGAUCGGAUUCGAUCGGCCGCGUGCUCUUUCGAUCAUUGCAGAUUUCUGAAGAAGUUAACAUUUUAGUGAAAAUUUCAGUGAUCACGAAAUUGUUGAAUGUGGAAAUGGUGUUGUUUGGACGGAUAAAGCAAAAACGAAUUAUGAUACACGUGUCGUCCGAGUGCGCGCAUAGGUAUGAUCGGGUGAAGCGAAAAGGCGCGGCUUUCUUCACGAAUCUGUUCAAAUCGAGAAAGCUGGCGAUAGGGAUGAAGAUUAACGAGGACGAGGAGAUAGAACGUGCGCCCAGGGUGGAAACUCCUGCAAUUAUCACCACCGCUUGUCGUCGAAGCGGCUCGGAAAAUGACAACGUGAUGUCACGAAUUCCGUCGACCUUGAGUGUGACAGCGGUGGACGUCGUUGUCUCCUGUCAGCCGUCACCCUCACACUCAAUUCUGACCCUGACACCCGGUAGAACGCGUAACAUCGAUCAGGACAUGGAGGCGCUCAGACUGAGUCGUCAGGACAAUCCGUUUCUACAGGUAUUAGCAAGUCGAGAAAGCCUCGUGGAAUCGAUCGAGGAGUCCGAGUCUGACGAUGCGAUUUUGAUGUCGCAGGAAUUGGGUGACGCGGAUCCUCUCACACUGGCGCAGGUACACGAGCACCUUGUACGCAGUCCGCCCCCGGCUUCGUGGCCCAAUUCCACGGGUCACUUCCAAUUUCCCCUUCAGGAUCAGAGCAUCACUCCCAUUAAGAACGAUGUGGCACCACCAAUUAAGAGCCCGUCAAAGACGCCGUUGCAUCGCGGCAACGAGCACGAGUUGUCCAGAAGUGAACCGUCGACUGAUAUCAGAGAUCGACACUGUCACCCUUUUUCGUUACUUCAUCCGACGCCGAUUCGCUCGUUGUCGGAAGUUCGACGACUUCAUCGAUCGGCGGAUGACAGCGUCCAGCUCAUGUCAAACGAAUAAACUUCGCCAGAAUCCGAUCCUGAUCGGAACGAUUUCUCGUGACCGAAGGAUAUCGAUUUUUAAUCGUGCCAAUAUCCUUCGAAAAACAGCGACUAUUGGUGGGUCAAAGAAAGUUUCGUUUGUGGAAACGAAUCGGUAAAGUUUGUCUUAAUAAGUUGUUCAGAGAAUAAGAAGUACGAAGAACCGUCAAGGAUUUUCGUAUGUUUGAUACUUGGUCAGAUUGGAGUUACUAUAUGUUCGAGGUGAAUAUAUGACACGAGGCGAUCACAGAGCGAUUAACGAUGCUUUGCAACGCAAUGAACGUUGUUUCUUUUCCAAGUGCAAUCAACAUUCCAUCAAGCGUGAAAAAACAAAUGCGGAUGUUGAAAAAAAAAAAAUUUUUUUAUCGUUAGAAUUUAUUGAAUCUGGAAGUUCAAUAGAUUAUUGAAUUUUUAUUGAUUUUUAAUUAACUUAUUGUAUAAUUAUAUUAAUUUAUUAUUUCUCAAAUUAUUC
Molecule: messenger RNA, 4320 nt
Organism: Linepithema humile (Argentine ant)
Lineage: Eukaryota; Metazoa; Arthropoda; Insecta; Hymenoptera; Formicidae
Source: RefSeq, a predicted model, not a curated record